CGUUAAAAUCUGUGCAACCACAUUGUGUGUGAGUUCCAGUAAAUCAUAAUUUGUGAAGAUGCAACGUGUGACGUUAGUUGUUAUCAUUUUAUCGUGCCUUCUUUCCGAAAGUAUCGGAAAAGUAGGUUUCGGUCCGGGUGAACAAGAUUGGGGACAUGUGACGGUUAGACAAUAUUCCCAUAUGUUUUGGUGGCUUUAUUACACCACGGCAAACGUUCAAUCGUAUUACGAAAAACCCUUAUUAAUUUGGUUGCAAGGUGGUCCAGGUGGAUCCUCCACUUCUUAUGGAAACUUUGAAGAACUUGGUCCUCUCGAUACGAAUUUGAAACCAAGGAAUUAUACGUGGAUUAAAAAUUACAAUGUUUUGUUCAUCGAUAAUCCAGUUGGUACUGGAUUUAGUUAUGUUGAAAAUUCAGAAGCAUAUGCUCGAACGAAUGAACAAAUUGCUAUUGAUCUCGUUGAAUGCAUGAAAGGUUUUCUAAAAAAAUUACCUAAAUUUUCUAAUGUACCUACUUAUAUUUUAACCGAAUCGUAUGGUGGAAAAAUGGGGGCUGAAUUUGCUCUAGUUUGGUAUAAGGAGCAGCAAGCAGGUACUAUUAGAAGUAAUUUAAAAGGGGUUGGUCUUGGCGAUGCUUGGAUAUCUCCAAUCGAUUCUGUCAUGACUUGGGCACCUUUUUUACUUAGCACGGGUAUGAUCGAUUCUAACGGUUAUAAAAAAAUUGAAAUAUCAGCCAAAGCAACUAAAGAUGCAAUUAAUAAUGGUCGAUGGUCAAUGGCCACUACUUUAUGGAGUCAAACAGAAAAUGUCAUUCUCAAAGUUACGGAUAAUAUCGAUUUUUAUAACAUUCUAACAAAAUUGUCUCCUGCCCACGAUCGUUCUCGAAUUCUAGGAUUGUCAUCAAUUUAUACAGUAGGAGAUGCUAAAUAUCACAAUUUGAUUCAACAAAAUGGUAGAAGUUUAGAGGAUUUAAUGAACGGACCAGUAAAAACUGCACUCGGUCUUAAAAAUUUUCAUGGUAGACAAUCUAAUAUGGUGUUCGGUAUGUUGAUGGAGGAUUUCAUGAAACCGGUUGUCGAUAAAGUGGAACUCUUACUGAACGAAACUAACAUCAAUGUGUUUGUAUACACCGGGCACAUGGACCUCAUCGUUGAUACGCCAGGCACAGUACUUUGGGUUGAUAAUAUGAAUUGGAAAAAUUCUUACAAUUGGCGUAACGCUAAAAGAUUGUCAUUGGUUUCUGAUCGCAUUAUCGAAGGUUACUCUAAAAGUUACAGUAAUUUUGGAUUAUAUUGGGUCAACCGAGCAGGACACAUGGUACCAAAAGAUAAUCCUGCAGCCAUGGCACAGAUAUUAAAAGAUUUGACAGCAAAUGCAUAUACUAAAUAAUUUUGAUAAUUAUUUGUAAUACAGAAAUAAUCCUGCCACACACCCUAUACCUUAAAAAAAAUAUUUUCAAAGGAAGUGGACCGUCGUACACAGCAAUAUUGUUUACUCUAUUUACUUAAAUAUUAACAUAAUCGAUUAUCGAAAUCGGAAUAACUAAAUUCAAAGCCAUGGUGUGUUGCUUUAUUUAACAGAAUCAACUAACCGAUUGAAUUUUUACUGUGCUUUCCACGCAAAAUCGAUAAACUGACAGCAUAUAUAUAUACUUAUGUAUAUACACAUCAGGAAAAAAGAAAUAUUCAUAGUAUAACAAAAAUUGUACUAAAAUGUUAACUGCAAAACAUGUCAAAGUUCACAAAAUGUCAGACGAACGAUGGACCAAGAGAGACAAAAUAAAUCAGUAUC
Molecule: messenger RNA, 1789 nt
Organism: Polistes canadensis
Lineage: Eukaryota; Metazoa; Arthropoda; Insecta; Hymenoptera; Vespidae
Product: retinoid-inducible serine carboxypeptidase-like
Exons: 9
Coding region: 59-1387 (442 amino acids)
Biological process (GO): proteolysis
Molecular function (GO): serine-type carboxypeptidase activity
Source: RefSeq, a predicted model, not a curated record